This is a messenger RNA of Solanum pennellii, 1379 nucleotides long. Its product is annotated as 2-oxoglutarate-dependent dioxygenase DAO-like. The coding region runs from base 252 to 1160 and encodes 302 amino acids. NCBI's taxonomy places the organism in Eukaryota, Viridiplantae, Streptophyta, Magnoliopsida, Solanales, Solanaceae. Gene Ontology annotation, biological process: auxin catabolic process. The record is from RefSeq and is a predicted model, not a curated record. Gene Ontology annotation, molecular function: indole-3-acetaldehyde oxidase activity; dioxygenase activity. The transcript has 3 exons.
CGGAGAGACCGACGUUGUGUCCCUUUCUAAUUCAAAGCAUCUAAAUUCUUCACGUUUUUAGUCUCGUCUAUAUCUAUCUCAAUUCAUGUGACAGAUUAAAAUUUACGCAUCCAAAGCCUUCACGUUUUUAGUCACAUCUACGUCUAUCUCAAUUCAUGUGAUUUCCGAAAAAGGGAGUUUUUUCAUUUGAUAUAUAAGAACAAACUCCAAGUUCAAAAAACAAAAACAAAGGUAAGAGCCAAAAAAACAAAAUGGAGAGUGAAAAUUCAGUGCCAGUGAUUGAUUUAGAGGAUUUUCCAAGGCAAUCAUACAAGUUGAUUUGGGCCUGUGAAGAAUGGGGUUGUUUCAGAAUUUUAAACCAUGAUAAAAUCCUUCCAGUUUCACUCAUGGCAGAGAUGAAGGAAGUGGUGAGGACAUUGUUUGAUCUUCCAACUGAAAUCAAGAAACGCAACAAAGAUGUACUACCAGUAUCUGGAUACAGGGGUCCUAGUGAAAGAAACCCUCUUUAUGAAGCUUUUGGUCUCUAUGAUAUGUCUUGUGUUGAAGAUGUAGAUGAGUUUUGUACUCAGUUGGAUGCAUCUCCACACCAAAGAGAGACAAUCAAGAAGUAUGCUGCAGCAAUUAAUGGACUAAUGAUGGACAUUCUGCGAAAGAUGAGUGAAGGAUUGGGACUGCGAAAUGUUUCGUUUGAGGAUUGGCCUUGUCAGUUUAGGAUUAACAAGUACCACUUCACCCCAGAAGCUGUAUGUUCCUCUGGGAUUCAGAUACACACAGACUCAGGAUUCCUUACUAUUCUACAGGAUGAUGAACGCGUUGGUGGUCUCGAGGUCAUGAAGAAGUCUGGUGAAUUUGUAGCAGUUGAUCCUUGGCCAAACACCCUCCUUGUGAAUCUUGGAGACAUGGGCACGGUAUGGAGCAAUGGAAGAUUAUACUCUGUGAAGCAUAGAGUGAUGUGCAAGGAAGCAAAACUACGAGUGUCUAUCGCGUCAUUCCUCUUGGGACCAAGGGACACACCAGUGGAACCACCACCUGAGCUUGUGGAUGCUGAACACCCCCGUAUCUACGUUCCUUUCACUUUCAAUGAUUAUAGAGAGCUCCGUCUAUCAACAAAUUUGCAGGCGGGGGAGACUCUUGAUCUUAUGAUGCGUACUAACUUGUAAAACUUGACAAAGCAUCUAUGAUCCAUGUUUGCAUUGUGUUCUUCUGAUUAUCUAUUGCUUUUAAAAGAAUUGAUCUUUCAUUACAAUUAUAAAUCUAUUGAGGAACAAACAUACAUAGCCACUAUUCAUUUUCUGUCUUCUCCAAUUUGGCACAACAUGAGGUUCUUUUACAUAAUUUUGGUUGACAUGACAUAAUGUAACACUACUGAGUUAUAUGAA